Molecule: messenger RNA, 2353 nt
Organism: Blastocystis hominis
Lineage: Eukaryota; Bigyra; Opalinata; Blastocystidae
Exons: 2
Coding region: 1-2205 (734 amino acids)
Cellular component (GO): endoplasmic reticulum; membrane
Molecular function (GO): long-chain fatty acid-CoA ligase activity
Source: RefSeq, a predicted model, not a curated record
AUGCGUCAUUUCCAGAGCUUUUGUACAAGUAUGAAGCAGGAAAAGAAGGAGGGGCAGGAACCAGGGGUUCAUUCCAAAAGCUCAUUGGACAAAUCGGACUCUGUAGUUUAUUCAUUAUGUUAUUGUUUGUUAAAAGGACCGAAAACAUCGAAUUUAGCGUGGACUAUUUGUGGAGAGGAACACAAUAAAGGAGUUACAUUUGUCAUCCUCUAUUUUGAACGACGUAGUGUUAUCCCAGCCUUUCAUAAAAAAUUAUUAAGUUUCCAAAUGUCUACUAGUCUCCCUGAUAAAUACCGAGCCACGAAUAUUGAUGAUAUCGUUGAGAUUCGACCGAAUGUCGACGAGGGAUCAUCUUACCCUUAUGAAUCCGUGAGCCAGAUAUUCAGAGACGUCUCGAAGGAGCGUGGAGACAGAAUUGCACUCGUAAGUUGCCGUGGAAUUAAGUAUACCUGGAUGCAGUAUUAUGAGAAUUCUCAUCGUUUUGCUCGAGCUCUGAUUUCGAUCGGACUCAAGCCUUUUGAUACAGUUUCUGUGAUCGGGUUCAAUGCCCCCGAAUACAUGUUUGCUGUCCAUGGUUGCAUUGAGGCAGGCGGCGUGGCGACUGGAAUCUAUGCGACGAACGGUCCCGAUGCUUGCUUCUAUGUGAUGAACCACUGCAACUCUGCGGUGGUGGUUGUAGACGGCCAGAGCCAGUUGAAAAAGAUGCUGGAAAUCCGUGCCCGACUCCCCAAUCUUCGUAUGAUUGUCGUUUAUAAUGCUGAUGACUCUGUCCAGCUUCCUCAGGAUGAGGAGGGAGUUGCGAAGGUUCGCAACUGGGUGGACUUUUUGGAAAUGGGCUCUGAAGAGGCUGACAAGGAGAUUGAUCGUCGUGUGGCGAAUCAGAAGCCCGGCCAAUGCGUUUCUCUUAUCUACACGUCUGGAACGACUGGAAACCCCAAGGCGGUGAUGAUAAGCGACGACAAUAUUGUGUUUGUGAUCCGCGUGAUCCAGAAGGAUUUUAAUAUCGGGACGCAGGACCGUCUCGUGAGUUUCCUUCCUCUGAGCCACAUCGCUGCCCAGAUGAUCGAUAUCUUCGCUGGAAUGGUGCUCGGAUUUACGCUCUAUUUCGCGCGUCCGGACGCUCUGAAGGGCAGUUUGGUGAACACGCUGCGCGAAGUCCAGCCGACCAUUUUCGUGUCGGUGCCUCGCGUGUUUGAGAAGAUGGUGGAGGCCAUCACGGCCAAAUUGGCGGAAGCAUCCUGCUUCAAGCGAAUGCUGUCGAAUUUCGCUCGCAAGCGUGGAACACGCUACUGCAAUAACCUCCAGGUGGGCACGAAGAAGCAGCGAAUCACCUUCUUCAACCUGGCCAAGAAGAUUCUGACCAAGGUGCAGACCUCUUUGGGUCUGAGCGAAGCUCGCCUCAUGUUCAGUGCCGCGGCCCCGAUCGAUCUGUCGACGGUGCAGUUCCUCGCCUCGUUCGGCCUGCCGCUGUUUGAGAUCUUCGGCAUGUCGGAGAGUUCGGGUCCCACGACGUUCCACACGCUGGGGCAGUGGAAGAUGGCGACUGCUGGCAAGGCCAUGCGGGGUUCGAUCGUGAAAACGGUGCCUGGAAGCAACGAGAUCAUCGUGAGCGGCCGCCACGUGUUCAUGGGCUAUCUGAAGAUGCCCGAGGAAACGCUGCGCGUGAUCGAUGACGAUGGCUUCCUCCACUCCGGCGAUUGCGGAUCCGUGGACGCGGACGGCUUCUGGAAGGUCACUGGACGCAUCAAGGAGCUGAUCGUGACUGCGGGAGGCGAGAACAUCCCUCCCAUCCUCAUCGAAUCGGAGCUGAAGCGCCUGGCUCCCGCUCUGUCGAACGUGGUUCUGAUCGGAGACAAGCGGAAGUAUCUCACGGUGCUGCUGACGCUGAACUGCCGUGUGAAUGGAGACACGGAAGGCGCGGAAGGCGAGCUGCUGGGCGAGGCGGCGAAUCUGAUGAAGACGCUGGGGUCGAACGCUCGCACGGCGCAGGAAGCUUCGGAAGACCAGCUGGUGCAGAAGUACUUCUACGAUGUGAUUCAGCAGUACAACAUGUCGGCGUUCAGCAACGCGCAAAAGAUUCAGAAGUUCUCGAUCUUGAAACGCGACUUCUCGAUGAACACGGGCGAAUUGACGCCCACCCUGAAGAUGAAGCGAGGCUACAUCAGCUCGGUGUUCUCUGAGGAGAUCGAGAAGAUGUAUAGUUAAUCAUCUAUAUUUAUCGAGGGAUCUUUUAUAUGGCCUUGCAAAUUGAUUGUACUGCUUGGUCUAUAUAUAUAUAUAUAUAUAUAAUUAUAUAAUUAUUCAAUAUUAUGAUACAUUGUAGUAAUAGUUCGUUUUUAUUGAUUUGUCAUGA